This is a messenger RNA of Ictalurus punctatus (channel catfish), 2885 nucleotides long. RefSeq names its product E3 ubiquitin-protein ligase TRIM35. The coding region runs from base 25 to 1857 and encodes 610 amino acids. Gene Ontology annotation, molecular function: protein binding; zinc ion binding. NCBI's taxonomy places the organism in Eukaryota, Metazoa, Chordata, Actinopteri, Siluriformes, Ictaluridae. The record is from RefSeq and is a predicted model, not a curated record. The transcript is spliced from 6 exons.
AGGGAUUAUAACCGAAACUGAGCCAUGAUCUGGCAACCCUGCUGUCUGAUCUAUAAUCACCUCCCUGUAAAAUCUCUCCUCCAUACGGAUAUUGAGUUUCGUUUUCAGGGAAACAGAACUCAGACACACCUUUAUUUGCUUUUCCAGCUUAUUCAACUCUCACAUCUUGACUUUCCUCUGAGAAUAAGUUUAACUUUUUAUCACUGCCAUUUUUUUUUACACACACUCACACACAUACACACACUCUCUCUCUCUCUCACACACACACACACACACACACACACACACACACACACACACACACACACCAUGGCGUCCUAUCUGGAAGAAGAUCUGACGUGUCCAGUGUGUUUAGAGAUCUAUAAGGAUCCUCAGCUCCUCUCCUGUGGACACACUUUCUGCCGCAGAUGUCUCGGAUAUCAACAAAAUGUUUUCUCCGCCUUUUCCACUCGAACAUGUACCGUGUGUCAGAGGAAAAUACACCAGGAACCUGUUAGCAACCUGGCUCUGAGGAAGACUUGUGAGUCCUAUCAGAGGGAGAGGAAGAAGGAGAAGGGGAAUGAAGAGAGGGAGGAAGACUGUGGGAUUAAAUGUCUGAUGCACGGAGAGAAACUCCUGUUUUUCUGCAGGGACCAUGAAGUGGCCAUAUGUUCUCAAUGCAGGAAACAGAGUCACAUGUCACACAGCGUUCAACCGCUUACACACACUGUUCACCAGCGAAAGGACCAAAUCAAAGCCGCGCUCCGUCCAGCGGAGAAAGUUCUGGAGUGUUUAAGGGACGGCACGGCACUGGAGCGUAAAGUCACCAAAUACAUCGAGUCUCAGGCCGAGCAGACGGAGAAGCAUAUGAAGGAGGAGUUUGAGAAGCUUCAUCAGUUCCUCAGAGAGGAGGAGGAAGCCAGGAGAGCUGCGCUGAGAGAGGAAGAGAAGGAGAAGAAAGGAAAGCUAGAAGGAUGGAUCGAACAAGAGUUACAGUCCCUCUCUGAUAAACUGAUAGAGGUGGAAGAAGAGAUGGAGAACGAUGAUGUCACGUUCCUAGCGAAUUAUGACCACAUAAUGACACGGGCUCGGUACAGACCGUCAGAUUCGCAGCUGAACUCAGGAUCUCUGAUCGAUGUGGCCAAGCACGUGGGAAAUCUGAGAUUCAGUGUGUGGGAGAAGAUGAAAGAUCUCUGUCCUUACUACCCGGUAGUCCUCGACCCAAACUCCUCCCACAUCUCUGUAUCUGAUGAUCUGGUGUGUGUGAGCCGCUCCAUUCGCAGGUUUUACUCCCCCAGCCCCCUACAGAACAAAGAUAUCCAUUUGGUUCUCGGUUCGGAGGCCCAAAACGCUAGCUUCAACUGCUGGGACGUGGAGGUGGGAGACAGCAAGCACUGGACCCUGGGUGUGUGUCGACGCUCGGCAGCUGAGAGAAACCGCACGCAACCACUGACCCCUCAAAAUGGGUUUUGGGGCCUCAGUAGAAACGGCGAUUUCUAUAAUGCCCUGUGGACCGCAGAGGCUCCAUUUCGGUUAAGGAGGCCUCCAAAAACGGUGCGAGUGAAGCUGGUGCAGCGUCCCGACCUCAACAACAAUCAACUUUACUGGAUGCUGAGAUUUUUAGACGCUAGAAAUGAAACUGCGAUCGCUUGUAUUCGUGAUGUAGCCUUCAGGAAGGAUUUGUUUCCCUUUCUGAUCCCAGAGGAGAGAGACGCUCCUCUGUGCAUUGUCCCUGUAAAUAUAAACAUGACCACGGAGAAGAAAUUCAGCUUCUUUGAGAGGCACAUGAUACCUUUGGACAUGAUAUCUUUAUAUGUAAUCGCAUUCCUCGUAGUGCUUUUGGUGCUGUUGGUGAUGAUAUGGACAAAAAUAAAUUGAGAAAGGGAAACUCAGAGUGGUUUGGGUUGCAUUUCAAGAAGCAUCUUAUAAGAAUAUAUUUAAAUAAUCAAGUUAAGACAGAUCAACUAGGCUUCUAAAAGCAAAAAUAGCAUGCUUCUGGAGCUCAGUACAGAGAAGUAGAUAAAAAAUGCAGAUAGUUCAGCAUGGAAACCAGAGUUUAGUUAUAAUGAAGCAUAAUAGAACCAAAGGAUGUGGGUACCGACGAGACGCCGUAAUUUUUGCAGAUCAAAUUGUACAGAUCACAGGAAACUGCAGGAGAUUAAAGCAUUUAAAUUUCAUAACAGAAUUAUGCUUCCUGGUGAAAAAAAAAAGCUGCAUACUGGAUUUUUCAUCUUCAGCAGGUAAAAAUGUACCAGGAUUUUGUUUACUUGUUUAUUUUAUUUGAUGUUCUCUGUGUUGUAAAAUGAUUGUAUGAUGAUAAAACACUAAUGUUCUACUCGUGGAAUAAUGACACAUUAUAAAUGUGUAUAAUUGUAUAAAAAUUAAACAAAAAUACAUACAGUUGGGGAAAUAAGUAUUGAACGUGUCAGCAUUUUUUUUCAGUAAAUCUAUUUCCAGUGAGGUUAUUCACAUGAAGUUUUCACCGGACUUCAGUAUUAACUCAAGAAAUCCAGAAAUAUAAAGAAUUCACAACAUUAAAGUCCAUAAAUAAAGUUAUGUGUAAUAAAGUGGAAUGACACAGGAACAAAGUAUCGAACACGCUAAGAAAAGGCAGUUCUCCAAGGCAAGGUAAGGCAAGGAACCAGCUGAAAUCCGUAAGUAAUUACACCCCCUAUCUGUGCAAAUUAAUAUCAGCUGGGUUAGUACAUUGACGGUCUAUAAAAAGGCUUUUCGUUCAGUAUUUAUUUCCCCCACUGUAUAAUUUGUUCUGUUUGAAAUUGUUAAUGAAUACACACAUACACACACACAAAAAGUUUUGAAAAUGGUGUUGAUAUUAUAGAGGAUUUGUUCAGGUGUCAGUUACGAAUGAAAUCAUGUGGGGAAAAUAAAACUCAUGAAACAUGAAA